AUGCUGCCUCUUCUCGUGCUUUUUCCUUUCAUAAUCACCACGGUAGGUGAAGUUAUCUUCUAUGAUUGAAGUUAACAAUUCAGACCCAUCAAGUGUCGGAGAAAGGUCCAGUGUACCAGAUUCGAGUGAUGGAACAGCGAAUCAAGUAUUGUCUGGAAAAAAAUUCGAAAGCCGUCUGUGAUGACAUCUUCUCACCGGAAUCGACUAUACAAUUCGCUGAUAGGAAUAUCAGCGGCACUGGUUGGUCGGAAAUCGGCUCGAAAAAAAUACAGUUUUGUUUUUUUAAAAAAAUAGAUUAUAAGAAGCAAAAAAAUCUAGUGAAUAGUUAGGUGUAGGGAAAAAAAAUAUCUGUUGCCGUGGUCGCAGAUGGAACGGCGCAAAGCCUUUCGGCAGAUAAUUUUCAAAAAAGUUGUUUCGAAACAGGCCCUAUCAAGCAACCGUUGCUUCGAGCCAUUCCACUUGCGACCAUAGCUAUUUAAUAAUUAUUUUCAGAUGAAAUCAACAGCUACCUCUAUGGAUUGAUGUCCAGAGUGGGAAAUUUCGAGGUUCAAAUUUUUGAAUAUUGAGAAAUUCCCGUCUUUCAGCUCGUCAAUCAUUUGAUAACCUCGGCUUCUGAUGACAAUUUUCAAGCCAACGGGACUAUGGUUCAGUCGAACCAGAACUGCACAGAAAUUUCCGACUACCUGGCUAAAUUUGAGGUUAUCGAAUUUCUUUUUGAAACUGAAAGCAAACUUUUCAGAGCAUGAAAAAAGGCUAUAAAUUGUCUUUUUUGAAAGUCUUCGGCAUACAAAGUGGCGACAAGGAGUGCAAAUGCAUCAUCUGUCCUCAAUGA
This is a messenger RNA of Caenorhabditis auriculariae, 832 nucleotides long. The record is from the annotation of a GenBank genome assembly. NCBI's taxonomy places the organism in Eukaryota, Metazoa, Nematoda, Chromadorea, Rhabditida, Rhabditidae.